UUGCCUAAUUUUCAUUGUUUUCGCUACAUUAAUAUUCGAAGCUGCGGUUGAACGAGCCGGCUGUUAUUGUUUUUCUUUUACACCAUAUAGUCGUCUUUGGCUAUACCAGGAUCCUGGGAGAUUCAUAUCGUUAAAUCAGCCGUCGUGGAACAGUAUCGACCCUGCCUAUCUAUCAGCCGGUCUGGAUCGCCUAUUCCAUUACGCCCGUCUUGCCGCCUCCGUGGAAUGGUGUGGCCAGUCAGCACCUAAUUGACGGACAGUCUUAUUGUGUGAAGCCAAUCGCGACAAACCUCUGCUAUAGCUGCCCCUACAACCCGGCCGUUAACAUGGACACUUAACCGUACUCCGAGAAAGUAAAGACGGAGAUGGUGUCUAUUCGCCUACGCUCAGACUCUCGGACUCGGCCGAGUGAUGAAUCACGGCCCAAGAGGACAGGAGGCGUAAUGGAGGCCCCGCAGCAGGACUUUCCGCCAACUACAAGUCGGAUCGCCCGCACAGAGACUGACAGCACUCGGGUUGGGCCUUCUUCGGCACCACAGUCCAAGGCUCAGCAGAGUCGAAUACCGCAAAAUGUUUCUACCCGAAAACCCUCUAGUCAGAAGCCCUCUUCGAGGCCUCCUCUGACUCACGAGACGCAGUCUUGGUCGAGUCACCCUGGACGGCCAAUGGCAAAGGCACCGACUUCUUCGGCAACUACCUCACGAGGUCAAAAUGAUUCAGGUCAGCCACCUCGGUCCGCCUUACCUCGAAAAGGUUCGGACAGGCCUCAGGAGCGACCAAGUUUGUAUACCCAGCCGCGGUCACGCUCGGGGAGAAGUGAUUCGUCGUCUUCGGUACCGAGGUCGCAAACGUCCGUAGAUACGAGUGCUCCAUACUCGGAUCGCGGUAUUACCGCCAGUCCCGUGGAGAUGCGAACCUCGCAGGGGCUCGAGUUGCCUCGAACGUCAACACAACCUGCCAGGCUCUAUCCUGAGCUAGACCGCUAUCGAGAUAUCGAUCUUCACCUACCAAGAAACGGGGCUGUUAUAGAUGUUCCGUUUAGGUUGGCCACCGAAGAUCUCCCACCGCCGACCCCGAUAUUCUCCGGAGGGAGCAGCCACAGCCAGCUUAGCACUCUUAGUGCCAGCCCUUCCACUAGGUUUUCCGAGUCGCCAGGACCCGGACCAUACAGCCGAGACACGACACCGACCUCAAUGUCGUCGCAGUCCCCUGGGCUUGUCGCGCCGUUCCGCGUUCCUAUCUCCAGAGUACGACAAGCGAGCCCAGCCGAAACGAGACCGCCGGUAACCCGGAGGAGGACCGGUAGCAUACCGAACGAAAGCGAAGCGUUUAACGCAGAUCCCCAUGGCCUUGCCGCAGUCCGAGAAGCGCUAAAUUCUUCUUCAUCGGGUUCCACUGUGCGCGCGGGAGAGGGAAAAGAAAAAGAGAAGGGGGCACGCCGGGGUUUGUCGCCGGCGCCACUAAAUCCUCCCCCAAGGAAAUCAUCCCAGAAGUUCAGGAAAGACCAGAGCCAAAACGAGCCGCUGUCAAAAGCACCCCCGCUUCCCUCCAGGACAAUAAUGAGGUCACCGUCUCCAACUAAACCGGAAUACCCAUCUCGAGAUAGAGGACAGAAGACUACCCCACCUACCUUCACGCGACCAGCGCCGCCGUCGCGACCCAGCCGAGACGGGACACCCGACUUAUAUUACCAGUUAGGCGGCCCGAUUCCUGUUAUCCAGAGCAAUCUUUCUUCGACGAGCCUUGCGGAAAGGCGUCACAGCAGCCAACUAGUAUCUAGUUCUCUGUUAAAGACUACGUCUUCCGCCCAGGAGCGGUCGGUUUUAACGAAGGCCCCUGUUGCUCGAGAACCCACGCCAGCGCCCAGAUCGGCGAUUCCGAAGACCUCCCAGACAAACAGAGCAGAAGGAAGCAGCAAACCCGCCAGAACGCCAAGCCCCGUCGCCACUUCGCUCAAAACAAGAUUUCCCCUGUUUGGGCGGCGGACUAAGACAACUCCUGAUGUAUCUCAGGUGGAAAAGAAGGAUAAGCCGGCUCGAAAGGGACCGGCGGCGGGAACAGGCCACGAAGGAUAUGGUAGAAUUGGCUUGGUCAAAAGGCGCAGUAGUAGCGCGACAAACCUACCGCGCGGGUUUUCGGGACCAGUUCCUUCUUCUGACAGCCUUGCAAGCAUGCAGUCGACCGACCCCUUUCUUCUGGAGCGAAUGAACCCGGUAAUAAUUGCUGGUGGAGAGGUGGUGGAUAAUCAAAAUAAGAGCUUUGAGUUGGCCCGUACCGAGAGCAACCAAAGCGAAUACUUUCCGAGUCGGUCGGGAAUCUCGCGCAACAGCUCGUUCCUGUCGUCAUCUUCGAGAGACGAGCCGAGACAAACGUUAUUGCCUUCUAAUAUCCCUCGCACAUCCACUCAGCUUCGUCCCUCAGAUGGGAGUGACUCCGAAGGAAUUUCGAUGAAACCCACCAUUGCGUUCCGAAGAUCAGUCCAGCGCCUUCGAUCCCCUAACCGUGCUCCUCUACAACUACCGAAGCCCAUCAUCACUGCGGGGAUGCGUUUACCGUCUGUGGAGAGCGCGGGGGCGACGAUUGUGACCGAUGAUUCUGUGCCAGAUUCUAGACCGGAGCCCGUCCGUGAGAGGGUACAGCCGAAAGCCGCACCAAGGAAACUAACCAAGCAAGCCAGAUCUCCCCGCAAAUGGAACAUAUUUGGCAGGUCCCAAAGUCAACCCUCCACGGACCAAAAGAAGAAGGUCGAGGCGAGCGUAUCUGCAGCCGUGAAACCCACCUCACGGAAGCCGGUUGCAUUCUACACGAUGAUGGACUCCUCGGAACAAGACGAGGCCGAAGAUCAAGAUGUCUGCCAAGUUUUGAGAGAGGCAGAGGUUCUCGCACCGCUUACAUCUGCAGACGGACGAGGGCAGCGGCCGUCUGUAGAUGACCACCCACCAGAGGCGUCGCAAAUUCGCCAAGCACCCCCCCAGAGGUCCUCGUUGGAAUUACCGCGAAGUACCGAACACCCUCCCAGAUCCAAGGAUAUCCCGGCGGCAACCCGACAAAAUAUAACCGCCAAACCCGCAGCUUUAGCGGUCCCUAAAGGCCGUCCAAGCAGGCUCCCCCAAGUUGGAAGGAUACCCAGAGUAGUCAAUACCCGCCCAGAACAGACCUCCCCGAAGAGCUUCUCUCGCCCCUUUAGUCGAAUCAGUAUGCAAAUACAGCCCCUUGACCUGAGCCGGGUUGACCAAGACUCAGUUGCGAAAGGCCCCAGCCCACCUAUGGUUACGUUACCAGAGCCCCCUCAGGAGGUGUUUUCAGCACCAAUUGGUGAUUCAAUUUCCCCCGCCGAACACAAUCUUCACACUGGAGAUCUAGCUGUUGAGUCUAGGAAGGAAUUCCUUGCGUUUUCGCCGCUCAAGGAUUCGGAAUGCACGACAAGCUCAAGCUCUUGCAUUUCAGAACUAACGGACCUUCCUGCUGAUGUGGCGCUGCUUGAGAUGCCGACGGCUCCGCUUAGCGAGGAUGAAAUCUGGGACGAAUAUAACGAUCUCCUGGGCGAGGUGCCGCCAUCGACUACCUCCUCCCACGGCUUCCCUUUCCCUCUGGAAACCUACCAGUCAAAGCUUGUUGGAGGGCUAAGCGAGCCGCUUGAGUCGCCUACUAUCAAUACCUACCACUCCAUUGACGUUCGUGAUUCUAUUAGGACUGGAAGGGCCGCCACCGAGUCGAGCCAUUACAGCGCCGAUAUGACGGCUAGGAUCAACGCUGCUUUUGGCUUCACUUCUGAUCCUCCUGCGACGAGGUUUCCAGCAUCGGAGUCUGCGUCUGGCCAUAACGACCGUGACAAGGGCAGUGUCAAUUUACAACAGGCUGCGCCCCUUGUUUCAACUCGGCGAGACAGCUCGUCCUCGAGCAAGAGCACCAAAACCAGGGGCUCGGAUAGUAGCCACAGCAGCGAGCACACUCCGCUUUCCCAGGUUAAUCUUCGGGUUGGUUCGAUGACGGUGAGCAAGUGGCUUACAUUUGGCCACGUGCUGUUUAGCCCAAUCCGUGAGGACCUUGCGAGCGAUGCCCACCCACUCAAGCGUAACUCGAUACUUGUCAUCGACGGACUCGGCAACGACGAUUGGUCCUUCUACGCUGCGGAGACGUACCCUGAUGCGACUUUUUUCAACUUGUCUCCGAGAGCGCCGCUACCGAAAGAGCAACAAUCCGCGCCCUCGUUUCCCCUUUCGCCGCCAAAUCAUCAUCAGAUCCAAUACGGCUCACAGCUGGACAAAUUACCCUUUGGGCCGGACAGCUUCACAUCGGUCGUAUUCCGGUUCCCUUCUGCGGCUCCAGAAUCCCACUACCGCAACAUCAUCUCAGAGGCCCGGCGUGUGCUUAAACCCGGCGGAUACAUAGAGCUGUCUAUCCUCGACUCCGACUUAAACAACAUGGGAAACCGCACUCGACGUGCUGUACGCCGUCUCAAGGAAAAGGUGAACGCGCGGCAUCCCGAUUUCAACCUCAGCAGCACUGCGGACCUCGUCCUACGCCUUCUCGGUAGGAAGGGCUUCGUCGACAUGAAGUCUUGCCGCGUCGGUGUACCUGUAGCGAGUGCGGUUACCAAAGCAUCCGGCGUCAAGGGCAAGAAAGACGAGCGAAGUCUGGCUGAGAUGAUGAAUGAUAAGACGGAGACUGGAGACGAAAACAUCACGAAGAUGGUCUCGAAAGUCGGCCGAUGGUGGUAUAAUCGGUGCUACGAGGCUUCAACGGGCAUAAAUACUAGCAUCUGGAACGACAAGUCCCUGUUGACCGAGUGCGAAGAGUGGGGGACGAGCCUCAAGUUGUUGGUAUGCCACGCGAGAAUACCUGACGCAGGAGGACGAGUGGCAAGCAUUUGAUGCUCGCCGUACGGAUGACGGCCGAGACCAUCCUGGAUCUGCGACGACUUCAUUG
Molecule: messenger RNA, 4929 nt
Organism: Durotheca rogersii
Lineage: Eukaryota; Fungi; Ascomycota; Sordariomycetes; Xylariales; Xylariaceae
Exons: 2
Coding region: 366-4874 (1502 amino acids)
Source: RefSeq, a predicted model, not a curated record